AUUCAUUGUGCAAAUUAGACGCUGUCAAAACAGUUUUAUACAAACGUCGAUAGAGUCGGAUCUAUUGUUUGUAAUCGAAACAAAAAUGUUUGUGUUUGAUAUUUAAAAUUCAUGUGAAAUUAAUUUACCGUUAAUGUAUCGUUGAUAAUAAAUCAUAUCCGUAUCGAAUGUCAUUGUUGCAUGAAAAAUGCAUAUAAAACAGAUUAUAAUCCAAGGAUUCAAGAGCUAUCGCGAGCAAACGGUCGUUGAACCAUUCGACAAGAGGCAUAAUGUGGUCGUUGGUCGAAAUGGUUCGGGCAAAAGUAAUUUCUUCUUUGCCAUUCAAUUUGUGCUCAGCGAUGAGUUUACCCACUUGAGACCUGAACAACGUCAAGCUCUCUUGCACGAAGGUACUGGUACUCGCGUUCUGUCCGCGUACGUCGAAAUCAUUUUUGAUAAUUCGGACAAUCGAAUUCCGAUUGACAAAGAUGAAAUCUUUUUGCGUCGUGUGAUUGGUGCCAAAAAAGAUCAGUAUUUCUUGAAUAAAAAAGUCGUUCCACGCACAGAAGUAGUGAAUUUAUUGGAAUCGGCUGGUUUUUCCAAUUCAAAUCCAUACUACAUUGUGAAACAAGGUAAAAUCAAUCAAAUGGCCACCGCUCCAGAUGCCCAUCGAUUGAAGUUGCUGCGUGAAGUGGCUGGUACUCGUGUUUAUGACGAACGGAAAGAAGAAUCCAUGAACAUUCUGAAGGAAACCGAAGGAAAAGUGGAAAAGAUUAAAGAAUUUCUUCACACCAUUGAAGAACGAUUGGCCACACUUGAAGAGGAAAAAGAAGAGCUGAAGGAAUAUCAAAAAUGGGACAAAGCCCGUCGAAGUUUGGAGUAUAUUAUUCAUGAAACCGAAUUGAAAGACACAAAGAAGGCGCUCGAUGAUCUGGAAAAUCUGCGCAGAACAUCGGGAGAUAAGCAAAAGGAAUUUAACAAAGAAAUUCAAGAGGCUCAAGAUAAAUUGAAAUCCAUCCACAAGAGUUUGAAAGAAGCACGCAAAGAUGUGACCAUUCUGAAAGACGAGAAGUCAGUUCUGAUGACCGAACAACAGCAGUUGCUGCGCGAAAAAACGAAACUCGAUUUGACGAUCGGCGAUUUGACGGAUGAAGUUCAAGGCGAUAAUAAAUCAAAAGAGCGCGCCGAACACGAAUUGGAAAAGCUCAAAGAGUCAAUUGCCGAAAAAGAAAAGGAACUUGAUGCGGUUCGACCGCGUUAUGAGGCGAUGAAGCAGCGCGAAGAAGAUCUCUCGCGUGAACUUGGAUUGAAAGAACAAAAACGAAAGGAACUCUAUGCCAAACAAGGGCGUGGUUCACAGUUCAAAUCGAAAGAAGAUCGAGACAAAUGGAUUCAAACCGAACUCAAGUCACUUGCGAAACAAAUCAAAGACAAAAUCACUCAUCAGAACAAAUUGCAAGAUGAUUUAAAACGCGAUGCAGCUAAACAGGCCGAGUUGGAGAAGAAGAUCGAAGAGCAUAUGGCCGAAGUGGAAUCGAUGCGCGCCCAAAUCGAUCAAUUCUACAAGGAGUCAUACGAGCUGAAGAAGAAAAAGGAUGCAUUGCAAGCAACGAGAAACGAAUUGUGGCGAAAAGAAACUCAAAUGACACAAACAUUGUCAGCGAACAAAGAAGAAUUAGGCAAAGCAGACACCGCACUUCGUUCGAUGGCUGGUCGACCGAUUUUAAAUGGUCGUGACUCAGUUCGUAAAGUUUUAGAUCUAUUUUUGGAUGCGGGUGGUCCUGAAGCCGACAUUGCCAAAGCCUAUUACGGUCCAGUGAUCGAGAACUUUAGUUGCGAGAAGGCCAUUUAUACUGCUGUCGAAGUGACAGCUGGAAAUAGGCUUUUCCAUCACAUUGUCGAAUCCGACCGUGUUGGCACACAAAUUCUCAAGGAAAUGAACAAGCUCAAGUUGCCCGGUGAAGUAACAUUCAUGCCGCUUAACCGUUUGCAAGUGAAAGUACACGAUUACCCAGAUAAUCCUGACUCGAUUCCAAUGAUAUCAAAGCUACGCUAUGAAGAACAGUACGAUAAAGCACUUCGGUAUAUUUUUGGCAAAACAUUGAUUUGUCGUAACUUGGAGCGAGCCACCGAAUUGGCCAAAAGCACCGGUUUGGAUUGUGUAACAUUGGAAGGUGAUCAAGUGUCAUCGAAAGGUUGCUUAACUGGUGGUUACUUCAAUACAUCACGUUCGCGUCUCGAGAUUCAGAAGAAACGCACCGAAUUCAUGGAUUUAAUAAAAGGUUUUGAAGAAGAGCUCACCUCAAUUCGAAAUGAAUUGCGAACAACCGAAGCUAGUAUCAACAACUUGGUGUCGGAGAUGCAGAAGAUCGAAACAAAGCAAGGAAAAUCUCAAGAUAUAUUCGAUAAAGUGCAAGCUGAUAUCCGUUUAAUGAAGGAGGAAUUGAGUCGAAUUGAGCGAUUCCGUGGACCAAAAGAGCGUCUAAUCACCCAAUGCAAGGCUGCUUUGGAAGCAUUGAACAGCACAAAGGAGGGCCUCGAAAAUGAACUGCACCAAGAGCUCAUGUCACAACUAUCGACACAGGAUCAACGUGAAGUUGACACACUCAACGAUGAAAUUCGCCGUUUGAACCAGGAAAACAAAGAAGCGUUCAGUGAACGUAUGCAAUUGGAAGUGAAAAAAAAUAAGCUUGACAAUUUGCUAACAAACAAUUUGUUCCGGCGUCGCGACGAAUUGGUGCAAGCUUUGCAAGAAAUUUCGGUUGAAGAUCGCAAACGAAAAUUGAUAAAUUGCAAUGCGGAUCGAGUCGAAACUGAAAAACGCAUUGAUAAGGUCAACAAAGAUCUACAGUCGGUGGAUAAAAAGGUUCAAGAUGCUGUAAAAUCACAGAAAAAUCUACAAAAAGAUCUGGAGAAAUGGACACAAAAAGAGAAAGAAGCGAAGGAUAAAGUCGAUGAAGAUUCCAAAAAGUUCGAAAAAUGGGCAGCAAAAGAGAACCUGCUGCGUUCGAAAAUCGACGAAUGCACCGAAAAAAUUGCAAGUCUUGGUGCAUUGCCGCAGGUUGAUCCGGCAUAUACACGUAUGUCACUGAAGAAUUUGUUCAAAGAGCUGGAAAGGGCGAAUCAACAUUUGAAAAAGUACAAUCACGUUAACAAAAAGGCCCUGGAUCAAUUCUUGAGUUUUUCCGAACAAAAAGAGAAACUGUACAAACGUAAAGAGGAAUUGGAUGUGGCCGAUUCAAAAAUUCGUGAACUCAUGCAAACACUGGAAAUGCGCAAGGUCGAAGCGAUUCAGUUCACAUUCAAGCAAGUGGCCAAAUAUUUCAGUGCCGUUUUCAAGAAGCUUGUGCCACAGGGAAACGGACAUUUGGUGUUGAAGACACGUGACAGUCAGGAUGACCAAGAUCCAGAGGUAGCCAGCUCAGAUGAUUUCACUGGCAUUGGAAUUCGUGUUUCAUUCUUAUCCAGCUCAGAAGCUGAGAUGAGAGAAAUGAAUCAAUUGUCCGGUGGUCAAAAGUCUCUGGUAGCGCUUGCGCUCAUCUUCUCCAUCCAAAAAUGCGAUCCAGCACCAUUCUAUCUGUUUGACGAAAUCGAUCAGGCUUUGGAUGCUCAACAUCGUAAAGCUGUGGCCGACAUGAUUCAUGAGCUAAGCGAAAACGCACAAUUCAUCACCACCACGUUCCGACCUGAAUUACUUGAGCACGCCAACAAAUUCUAUGGUGUUCGAUUUAGAAACAAAGUGUCACACGUCGAUUGUGUAACGAGAGAAAUCGCCCGAGAUUUCGUUGAAGAUGACACAACUCACGGUUAAAUUGAUGCGCAACAUCAACUUAACUUUUUAGCAAAUUAAGAGCAUAAGAUAGCACUAUUCGAUAGUUUUUAAUGACUUUGUAAUCCAAAUAAAUGAAUGUUCCGGCAAACAAUCGAAAUCACACCA
Sitodiplosis mosellana (orange wheat blossom midge) is the source of this 3916-nucleotide messenger RNA. It is a transcript of the gene SMC3, whose product is annotated as structural maintenance of chromosomes protein 3. Gene Ontology annotation, cellular component: chromosome. The transcript has 9 exons. Lineage: Eukaryota; Metazoa; Arthropoda; Insecta; Diptera; Cecidomyiidae. Gene Ontology annotation, biological process: mitotic sister chromatid cohesion. The record is from RefSeq and is a predicted model, not a curated record. Bases 188 to 3790 code for a protein of 1200 amino acids. Gene Ontology annotation, molecular function: ATP binding; ATP hydrolysis activity; double-stranded DNA binding.